AUGCGUCUCCCAUGGUUGGCUCUGUGCCUGGCGGUCGCCACCGCAACCCCCAUCAAGUCUCACCAACUCCGCCUUCCUUUCGUACCGUCGCCCGAUGAUCUUGAAACCGGCGUCAAAUCACAUCUGUCCCUUGACUGGUCCAUUCAAGAUGGCAGCCUCUACGCCAACAACGACCAAGUCUAUCCCCCAUCAACAACAAUGCAACUCACGGCGCCGCUCUAUAACGCAACCCACCCAACACAGAGUGACAAUGCGGUAGAACUAUCCUACACGAUUGACAGCCGGCCCAUCUCCGCAAAUCAAGUGGGCUCCGUGGCGGGCAUUGUCCGCGUUCGCGUGGAACUCCUCGAUUUACAUGGGAACCUGGUCUCCCCCGAUGCGGCCGUCAUCGAUCUGGUCAAUUACCAAGAUGGCUCGCACCAUAUCACUCGGAUUCGGGUGCAACCGGCGCGCGGCGGGUACCAGGCAGAUCACUUUGCGCAGAAGAGUCGCCCAUGGGUGGUGAAGUACUGGAAGACCCAUGUCGGCUCGUUCUUUGAGGCCAAGACCUCCGCCGCCAUGAGUGAGACCGAGCAUGAUGCGCACUCGACAGAGUCCGAGGAUCACAGUGAGACCGAGGAUGUCUCGGUGGAUUCCAGCUCGCGCGCCGCCGUCAACCCCGAGUCCAACGCACCCUUCUCGAUUUCGUCCUUCUGGGCUGCGCCUACUUCCCCGCGCCGUUCGGGUCACCGACGCCCGGGUCAUCACCACCGUCCCAAGAGCGCUUUCAUGCGCAUCGUCCGCCCGAUUAUCUUGCCGGCCGUACUGGGUGCAGUCGCCGGUCUGGCGGCUUGCCUCCUCGGCUUCUUCAUCGGAUCGCUCCUGCUGUCUUUCUCGGCCCGUGUCGGAUGGAGAACCUCGCCUGGGUGCGCACGAGACAUCGCCCUCGAAGAGGGAUCUCAUGCGGAAAAGUCGCCUAUGGUUCCUCGGAUCCAUCUGACCAUCCCUGAGCCAGACGUAUGA
Molecule: messenger RNA, 1002 nt
Organism: Penicillium nucicola
Lineage: Eukaryota; Fungi; Ascomycota; Eurotiomycetes; Eurotiales; Aspergillaceae
Exons: 2
Coding region: 1-1002 (333 amino acids)
Source: RefSeq, a predicted model, not a curated record